AUGUCCCUGGGGUCGCGACGUGUGCUCUUCCGAUCCACAGAUUCUUUGGGCGAUUUGUUUCACGGGCCGGAUUCGGCCCAUUUGGCCGAUGUUAAACUCAUCUGCGACGGUGGACAGUGCGUGUUUUGGGCCCACCGGCCGGUUUUGGCCAGUGUGUCCACGCUGUUGAAGCAUCUGUUUUUGGAAGCGGGUCCGGAGGCGUCCUCCGUGGUCACGGUCCAUUUACCGGAUGUGGCGGCCCGACCCCUCAAGGCCGUGUUGGAUUAUGUCUACACUGGGGCUAUGUAUCUCUGCGCGGCCGAGUGGGAAGCCGUGCUACGGGUGAUUGAGGUUCUGCGGAUCCAUUGUGGCGUGUCCGUAUCGAAAAUGGUACCGGUGAGUGGCGGUCGUGGCCGAUCCGGAUCUAAGCGCAUCAAACGGGAGAGCCAAUGGGUCGAAGCCGAGGCUCAAUUCAUGGGCUUGGCUCACAUGGCCGGGUUGAAACGGGAAGAAGAGGGCUUAUGGGAGGCCAAGCCGGAUCUUCCCACCUGGCCUCCAUCGGGAGUCCAGCCGGUUCCAGUGGCCGAGCUUGAGAGCCCACGUCGCUGGGUGAGUGAGCCCCCUUUGGUCGUUCAUCCGGAAGUGACGGCCAAAGCUCGAUUGCAUCGAGGCUUGUCAUCGGUUGAAGUCUUGGAUGAUGAAGAUGACGAGGAAGAUGAGGAUGGCCUCGAGGAUCACCUCAAAGACGACGCCCAUCGACCCUCCUCUCAUCCAAUAAAUGAAUCUUCAGCCAUUAAACCCGAAUGCCCUUCGGAUUCAAUUUGUGUUAUGUGCGGCAAAAACUUCAAGCAUGAAGAUAACUUGCGGGUUCAUCUCCGAUCUCAUCUUGGGUUAAAGGCUGUUCUUCCCAAUUGUCAAAUUUGUACCAGGAACUUUCGUUCGCAGCUUGAACACAAUCUGCACAAAGAGUCUCAUCGGUACGCCCGUUUCAUGAAGCGAGCCCAACUGACCUCUUAUCCGACUCUGGCUUCCAAUGCCAAGAGUAAUCGACCUCAAAACCUCUGGCAAGCUUCGAAAUGUGUGCGUAGAGCAUUAAAAGUGUUGCGUCAAAAACUUCCUACUCUCCAAGAGCAAUCUCAUAUCGGGACAAAGCAUCUAGCAGUUACGACUGAAUCUCGAAAAAGUAGCCGUCGACAAAUGCCUUCGAGAAAAAAACUUGAACAAAACCAGGGCAAAAAAUCCAAUCAAGUAAUCGGAAAAUUAUGUGAAUCCAACUUAAUCAGUCGCCCCAAGCAAGCCAGGGUGAUCUUGAAACCCAUAAAGUUCAGGGGAACCUCCGAAUUUCUUCAGACACCCAUUGCCUCGAAGGUGUCCACACCAAACCGUCGCAAACGGACAGGAUCUCAGUCCACCGUAAAAAUAUCCAAAUCUCCGGCGGAAACUCUGUCUCCCACCACGCUUACUUCUUCGAAAUCUCGGAGUCGAAAAUCGUCAACCGCAUCUUUAUCGUCACUCUCUGCCGAUGCUCGAUCAUCUAAAGCGAGCCGGAAGUCGAGCGAGAGUAACUUGACUUGUCCGACUUGUGACAAGACGUUCAUAGCCCGCUCCAUCUUUGACCGCCAUGUGCGAACCUACAAGCAUGGAAUCUUCGCCCAAUUGGAUUCGCCCCAACCCACGCCCCUCUACAUUCCCCAUUCCAGUGCACCGCCUCUUCCGCAUUUCAAUACUGUAGUCCAACCUACCAUUGAGGUUCAGGGACGACAAAUGAACAAGUACGAGUGUCAUUUGUGCCAAAAGGUGUUUCUACGCGUGAAAGAUCUGGUGAAGCACAGAGAACGCAUGUGUUCGGCUUGGAACCAAGUCGGAUCACCUGCCCGAGUUGUUCAAGAUGCUUCACAGGGUGCUCCUCCUUAGAGGACUUUUUUGGGUGCGUGGGUGUUUCUUUGGUUUUCCCCCUCGGCUUAUUACCCCACGCCUGAACGAUGUUACCAUGAAACAGAGACUCGAGGGUUCAAAUGAUUUCUCAUUCAGUUGAUUUGAGCUUUGGCCUACCAAGAAAACGUUUUUCAAGUUUGAGCUCUGUCUAAGGUUUGUGUCAUAAGUUAUGAGCCCUUAAAAGUCGACUCAGAGAGGCCGUAGCUUUCGACAAACGUUUGAUUGAGUGUAAAAUUGACUAAAGAUCAAUUCAAAAAAUACGGGCAAAAGUGAAGGAUUAAGCAUUUGACUAAUCGUAGUAAAAGUUACCAACCCUACCCACAUCGUCUCUAGCGGCAUCCAUUGAUGACGUAGUCCUUGCUUCAUGUCAUUUUUGUCUCAUGGAAGUCAAGUUCCUUUGCAUUUGGUUUUCUUUUUCCACUUCUAUUAUUAACAGAGGCUUGAUGGUCUGCUUGUCCUCUUCUCUGUACCUGACACUUGCGUCAGUUGUGUCUCGCUUCAACUGAACACUAAUUGUUUUGUGUGUAUGUUUACCAAUUCACAUGUUCAGAACAUAAAGGAUAAUCGAAAAUAUAGAUACGUAUACAUCAGAAAAA
This is a messenger RNA of Tigriopus californicus, 2510 nucleotides long. RefSeq lists its product as uncharacterized. Gene Ontology annotation, biological process: regulation of transcription by RNA polymerase II. The record is from RefSeq and is a predicted model, not a curated record. Gene Ontology annotation, molecular function: protein binding; RNA polymerase II cis-regulatory region sequence-specific DNA binding; DNA-binding transcription factor activity, RNA polymerase II-specific. NCBI's taxonomy places the organism in Eukaryota, Metazoa, Arthropoda, Copepoda, Harpacticoida, Harpacticidae. The transcript is spliced from 3 exons. Bases 1 to 1893 code for a protein of 630 amino acids.